UUCAAUAGGAAAAGAUAGGAAAAGUUAUCUCUCCCCUCUACGUACGUACCUGGUAUCUCUAGCUCCCUCUCUAUCUGUCAGCUCAACCAAUGUCAUACUAGAGGAGACAACGCACAUUACAGUACAGAGCCAUGUCAGCAGAGCCCGAAGAUGUUGACUGUCGCUCAUUCAAGGACUGGGUGCUCAAAAAAGAGACUGAAUUGAGGUUGGAGGUUGAUAACGAUGACACACUGGAUAUAAAGCUCAUCAGUGGCAGUGCGGAGGUGUUUGGCACAGAGCUAGCUGUGGGAAAGGUCUACACUAUAUGCAGCAGACUCAAAAUUGCAUUGUUUACCUGGUACGGGUGUACCUUGAGAGUGAUAGGGAGCCCUUCUGUACACUACCAGUCUGGGGAGACUCCCAUGAUUAUGUACCUCAACGCCCACUCCGCUAUAGACCAGCUGAGAACUAAGUACGAGGCAAACGGAAGGAUCGGGCCAAAGGUUCUUGUGGUGGGUCCUUCUGACGUGGGCAAGAGCACUCUGUGCAGGACCUUGCUCAACUACGCUGUGAGGAUGGGCAGACACCCUUGCUUCCUGGAUGUGGACAUUGGGCAGGGUUCAAUAUGCAUUCCUGGGAGUAUGGCAAUUCUGCCUGUAGUGCGACCGUGUGAUUUAGAGACUGGAGAGUUCAGUAAGAAAGCGUGUCUGGUGUACCACUAUGGCCACUCAAGCCCCGGACCCAACCUCAAGCUGUACAAGACUAUAGUCUCUGAGCUGGCUAGCAUGUUCAAGGAGCGAUGUCAAGCUAACUCUCAGACCAAGACUGGUGGCUGUGUGAUCAACAGUUGUGGCUGGGUGGACGGGGGUGGCUACAAGGCACUACUACACGUGGCAAACGCUUUUGAAGUUGAUGUGGUGCUGGUUAUGGAUCACGAGAGACUGUACAAUGACCUACAAAGAGAGCUGCCCUCGUCAACACACAUUGUCCCUCUUCCAAAGUCAGGCGGAGUGGUGGUACGGAGCCGAGAGUUUAGAAAGAUGUCUCGACACCAAGCUACGAGAGAGUACUUUUAUGGCAAGAAGUCUCACAGAUUAUUCCCAUUCUCCUUUGAGGUCUCCUUCUCUGAUGUGCAGCUCUUCAAAAUAGGAGCCCCUGCUGUUCCUGAGUCAGCACUUCCCAUUGGAAUGGAACAAGAAGACGGGAGCACUCAACUGAUUCCAGUGGAAGCAAGCCGCAGUCUGGUUCACAGUAUAUUUAGUUUGAGCAUGGCUACUACUUUGGAAGAAGACCUCACUGUGACCGCCAGUGCUGGUUUCCUCUGCAUUACUGCAGUUGAUGAAGAGGCUAAGACUCUGACUGUGCUCUCUCCUGCUCAGGGGCCAUUACCAAGAAAGUUUCUCCUACAAAGUGACAUAACAUUCCUAGACCUUGAGUAAACACUUAUAGUUGUUCGUUUCAAAAUGCAAAGUGAAAUUUCUGUGAA
Molecule: messenger RNA, 1465 nt
Organism: Halichondria panicea
Lineage: Eukaryota; Metazoa; Porifera; Demospongiae; Suberitida; Halichondriidae
Product: polyribonucleotide 5'-hydroxyl-kinase Clp1-like
Exons: 12
Coding region: 132-1418 (428 amino acids)
Biological process (GO): tRNA splicing, via endonucleolytic cleavage and ligation
Cellular component (GO): nucleus; mRNA cleavage factor complex
Molecular function (GO): polynucleotide 5'-hydroxyl-kinase activity
Source: RefSeq, a predicted model, not a curated record